This is a messenger RNA of Trematosphaeria pertusa, 777 nucleotides long. RefSeq lists its product as uncharacterized. The coding region runs from base 1 to 777 and encodes 258 amino acids. Lineage: Eukaryota; Fungi; Ascomycota; Dothideomycetes; Pleosporales; Trematosphaeriaceae. The transcript is spliced from 4 exons. The record is from RefSeq and is a predicted model, not a curated record. Gene Ontology annotation, cellular component: cytoplasm; nucleus.
AUGGCCAGAUUCCUAUGCCUUGCAGGUGCCUUCGGGAACGUCGAUAAGUUCAAAGUGCAGCUUGCCCCAAUCCUGAACGAGUUGGAGAGCGAUGGCACUGCCACCUUCCACUUCUCCCAUGGACGUCAUAAAGCCGUUCCCCCUCCGGGAUACGAAGACUUUUUCGGAGGCCCGCCAUUCUUCCGCUGGAUGGAAGAAAGUAAAGAUCCGGGCACUGUCGACGGGCUCGAGCGAAUCCGCGACUUUCCGUCUGGCGCCUCACCGGAAGACACACUUCGCUUGUUCAAUCCCCUCGGGUCUUCCGAGGGUCUCGCCGUAACCGCCGCAGAGGCAUUGGAGCAUCUGAUCGGCAUCAUCAAGGAACAUGGGCCAUUCGAUGGCAUUAUAGGGUAUUCGGAGGGCGCGCUGAUUGCUGGAACGCUCAUCAUGAAAGAGCAGGAAUUGAGGGAGACGAGCGAUUACAAUAACACGUUCAAGCUCGCCAUGUUCUUUGGCGGAUGGCCGCCACUGAAGCCGGAUCUGAAGGGAUUCCUGCUGGCCGACGAGACGGAGAUGCAGAUUCCAGUGGCCACCUGCCAUGUCAUCGGCUCAUUGGACCCCUACCUGGACGGCUCGAUGGCCCUCUUCAACGUGUGCGACCCUGACACGGCCGUGCUGUUCGACCAUGCUAAAGGGCACACUUUACCCCGGGAGAAGGACACUGUGAAGGAGCUGUGCGAUGUCAUUCGCGACAUGAUCGCCGAUGUCCGCAAGCGGGAGCUGGAGGCGGAGCCGUAG